AUGGUUAGAUUGUGUGUGAUCUGCGGAAACGUCGAUGGUGUUGAUGGAGUUUCGUUGCACAGGUUUCCACCGAAUGACCGCCGCAGACGUCAGUGGGUGUUGAUUGUCGAGAACUGUGGUAUAAAUGCACAACAGAUUUUGGCCAACUCAAAAGUGUGCUCGAGACAUUUCGUACUAGGUCGUGAUUAUGAAGGAGAAAGACAAGAGCGGUGCCAUCUUUACUAUAACUAUUCAACAAUUGCUGCUAUUGUCCUUUAUUCGGUAGUUCAACCACUCCUUGAGAUUGCGACACCAGGCGGUCAACUGGAAGCAGAAGUGGCAAUCCCCGGUAACAACGGGAUGGAGAUAGAAGUUGUCGAAGUCCAAGUGGAAGACGUAAUGAUGCACCUAGCUGAAGAAGAAAUGCUACCAGAGGAAGUGGUACAAGAUGACAUUGAGUAUGUGGAUUUACUUUCUGCUGACGCAGAGGCAGAAUUUGAAUUCAGGGAUGCACUUGACGUUUUACUACCAGACGUCAAUGAAGAAUUCGUACCGAUUCCUCCUGUUGUACCGAGAGCACGUGCGCCCAUGAGAGACCGUCCGGCUGGCAUUCAACACGAACUUCCAGAUCGGCAUGACAUAGGACCAUUGAAUAUUGUCUGCCCACACUGUGGUGCCCGCCAUUUCUCCGGCGAGCUUACUUCAACGGGUCAUUUUUCUACGUGUUGCAAUAAUGGUCAAAUGGCUGUUACAGGAGACCGUGUUUUGGGUCCACCACCAGAGUUAUUAAUUCGUUUGUUGGUUGAUGAUUUGCAGGUAGCAAAACACUUUCGGAAAGAAAUCCGCCGGUACAACAACACUCUGGCAUUUGCGGCUUUCUUCACUGAUCUGAGCCCAAGACGUUUGCCUGGACAGGGACCAAGAGUAUUCUUCGUUCACGGGCAAGUGUAUCGUAGGAUUAGUAAUGAUGUUGUCAGAAAUGAACUAAUGCAACCAAGGUAUUGUGAGUUGUACUUUAUUGAAUCCGGGACAGCAAAUCACAUUCGCAUGGCACAACAGCCACGUGAACGACCACUAUUGGAGAACUUGCUUGCAGACUUAGACAGACUGUUGCGGCGAAUCAAUCCAUUUGCAGUGGCUUUCGAAAACAUGCGACAAGUAUGGCAAAGGGAACAAGAUGCUGCUGCAGCCAAUCCAAUGUUGCAACCGAAAAGGGUGACCAUGCACAUCGUCGCCGACCCGAACAAUGACCCACGGCGAUACAAUCAACCAGCUGCUCAUGUGAACGAGGUAGCAGUUGUCUUUGUUGGUGAAGAUGGUCUACCACCAGGGAAUCUCGAUCUGGUCAUCUAUGACUCAAACCCAGUUGACCCAAAUCACCGGAUGCAAAGCAUAUCAGCUGGCUCACCUCAUGCAGAUCCAAUGCUCUUUCCACGUGGAGAAAUCGGCUGGCAUUACAACUUGCAACAAGAGGGAGUCCGCCAGAACGCAGUGCGUGUUCGGAACUCUAUCAGAGAGUUUGCUUCUUCUCGCUUGGCCAUCAGAUACACAGGAACCAAUAGCAAUGGGAAUGAAGGCCAUACGUUUAGUUUAUUACACGCAGGUGGUUUUUUGUUACAGCCGUACAUAUGUGAUCAGUACGUUCGCGUGGAAGCGAACAAUCUACGUUACAUCCGAGACAACCAGAAAGCACUCUUUGCUGACGCCUAUCAAGGCCUUCUGGACCAUAUUAACCAACAGCUCCGCCUGGACGAAAUCGAUCCGGUCGGCCGCAGGACAAUUCUGCCUUCGACGUUUCUAGGUGGUCCUAGGUACAUGAAACAAUGUUACCACGACGCAAUGUCCCUUGUGCGUAAGUACGGAAAGCCGGACUUAUUCAUAACAUUUACGUGUAACCCUAGGUGGCCAGAGAUAGUAAAUAACAUUCUGUGUUGGUUGAAGGCAACCGACAGGCCUGAUUUGGUUGCAAGGGUGUUUCACGCAAAACUGAAGGAGCUAAUGCGUGACAUCACGGUUUACAAACAAACACGUUCACCGCCCAAGACCUUUUUGAAAAUCUUAGGACAAACCCAAACCUAA
Molecule: messenger RNA, 2058 nt
Organism: Myzus persicae (green peach aphid)
Lineage: Eukaryota; Metazoa; Arthropoda; Insecta; Hemiptera; Aphididae
Exons: 6
Coding region: 1-2058 (685 amino acids)
Source: RefSeq, a predicted model, not a curated record